This is a messenger RNA of Myotis lucifugus (little brown bat), 1880 nucleotides long. Its product is annotated as sialic acid-binding Ig-like lectin 14. NCBI's taxonomy places the organism in Eukaryota, Metazoa, Chordata, Mammalia, Chiroptera, Vespertilionidae. Bases 1 to 1305 code for a protein of 434 amino acids. The record is from RefSeq and is a predicted model, not a curated record. Gene Ontology annotation, biological process: cell adhesion. The transcript is spliced from 8 exons. Gene Ontology annotation, molecular function: sialic acid binding. Gene Ontology annotation, cellular component: plasma membrane.
AUGUUGCUGAGGCUGCUGUUGCUGCUACUGCCCGUGCUGUGGGGAGGAGCCCUGGCUAAGGAUUCAGGCUACAGACUGAAACUAAAGGGGUCUGUGACAGUGCAGGAGAGUCUGUGUGUCUCUGUGCCAUGCAAGUUUUCCUACUCCAGGAUGUUCCCUAAAUACCUGCACCAGCAUUGGUUCAAGAAAGUAGGAAAUGAAAAGCUUGGUAUUCUGGUGGCCACAAACAAUCCAGAAGAGAAGCUACAAGAGAGGAUCCAGGGCCGGUUCUUGAUUCCCAUGGACCCCGAGUCCGAUGACUGCUCCCUGACCAUCAGAGAUGUCAACACGAGGGACAGUGGGACGUACUUCUUUCAUGUAAAAUAUGGACUCUAUGAACAUACAUAUGAAGACCAAAUGCUCUCUCUGAAAGUGACAGCCCUGACUGACAAACCUGACAUCCAGAUCCCAGGGCCCCUGGAGUCCGGCCGCCCCAAGAAACUGAACUGCUAUGUGCCCUGGGCCUGUGAGGAGGGCACGCCCCCCAUCUUCUCCUGGACAUCAGCUGCUUACACCUCCCUGGACCCCAGGUCUCAUCAUCUCUCCUCCGUGCUCACUCUCACCCCACGGCCCCAGGACCACGGCACCAACCUCACCUGUCAGGUGUAUUUUCCUGCCACUGGUGUGAGUGUGGAGAGAACCAUCCGGCUCAAUGUGGCCUAUGCUCCACAGAACAUGGCCAUCUGCGUCUUUCAAGGGAACAGCACAGCCCUCAAGAUUCUGCAAAACACUUCCUUUUCCUUCCUGGAGGGAGAGGCCCUGCGGCUGCUCUGUGAGGCUGACAGCAACCCCCCUGCCGAGCUGAGCUGGUUCCGGGAAUCCCCAGGCCUGAACGACACCCCCAUCUCCAGCACCGCGAUCCUGGAGCUGCCUCGCGUGGGGCCUGCACAGGAAGGAGAGUUCACCUGCCAAGCUCGGCACCCGCUGGGCUCCCACAGGGUCUCUCUCAGCCUCUCUCUGGGCUGUGACUCAGAGGGGCCCUGGACAAAUAGCUCCCUGAGCCUCAAGGAGGGGCUCAGUGAGGGACUCAGACUCAGCUGUGAGGCCCGGAAUGUGCACGGGGCCCAGAGCGCCUCUGUCCUGCUGCUGCCAGGCAGCCCGCACUCCAGCAGAUGUGUGACCGAGGAGCAGCAGGGCUCCUGGCCCCUGGUCCUCACCCUGAUCAGAGGGGCCCUCAUGGGGGCUGGCUUCCUCCUCACCUACGUCCUCACCUGGCUCUACUACACCAGGUGUGGAGGCCCCCGGAACAGGAGGCAGAGCUCCUGAUGGAUCCUCCCUUCCUCUCAAGAUGGACUGAGGUGUGGGUACCAGGCGAGAUGGACCGUCCUGGGACGUCAACGUCACCUUCUCCCUGGAAGCUCUUGACUCACCUGCCUCCAAUGUGCCCCUGGGGUUUCAGUGUGUGGAAGUGACUGAGUGAUCACAAGGGGACUCAAUGCCAUGGAGAGAAGACUUUUCCUCCUUUCACCUCCUGAGAGGAGGGGCCGCUGUGCCCGGGAAGCCCCGGAUUUCCUCAGGAAGCAGAUGCAGGUGCAGGGCAGCCUAGCGAAGGCCUUGAUUGGGGUUCCCAUGGGAAACGCAAGGCAGGGCAGGGUGAGCAGUUCAGGACCAGCUGGUGUGUGUCAGUCUGGGGGAUGGGCCUGUGGGCGUGGUCUCCAUGUGUCUGGUCACAGGUCCUGGGUGAUUCGGGGCAGGUGGGGAGGCUGGGAAUAUGGGCUCAGGUUGGGUUGGUUUGCAUCUGAAAUUCUUUGCUGUCUCUGAGAAUGGGCGGGCCCUGGGAGGCCCUGUGUCUCCUUGGCUUCCAAUCUGUUUAAUGGCUCAAAACAUCCUAAGAUACAGAA